AGGGAAGUAGUACCACUUGCAUUAUAGCUUAAAGGCUCAAGAAACCCAGGGAAGUAGUACUACUUGCAUUAUAGCAUAGAUUGCAAGGUACAUUUUCAUAUUUCUCAAUUUGCAACACAGGGAAUGUUUGAUUACGACCAUUUUGGAGAGUUUAGAGGUACAAUGUUAAUUAGCAAGCACACUUUUCACAUUCUAAGUUCAAGUUACACUAAUGUCCAUGGUAUUUAUUUUUUUGAACUGAGUGUAUACUGAGAUUUUAUUAGGUACUUCAGAACACAUAUCAUAAUUUAUUAGAUAAUUGAAAAUCUAAAUUGAUAAGUAUAUAGUGCUGAUUGGGAACAUUUUAUAACACUAAAAACUAGACCAGUCCAAUUUAAGCACUCUUUUUAAAUAAAAAAAAAAAUCAAGCAUUCUAUUAACUCAAAUUGAAUUGAAUCAAAAUUAAAAUUAGACCCAAAACUGCAAUGUAGCACCCUAGGCCAAUAGCAUCCAAUGUCGACUCAUCGUUUGCAAAGAAUCAAUCCGUUAAGGGUGUUUUAGAUGAUUGCCUUUAUAGGAAAGGGCCUAGUAUUUGGUUGUUUGUAGGAUCGGUUUAGUGGAUGAGGGGUUAAGCAGAUGAAGGGUUUGGGUUAUUCACCUAAUUUGUUUAUACAAUCUUACUUGAUGGGUUCUGAAAUGCAAAGAGGGUUGAUGAAGACUUUAAAGUUUUAGAGACGAUGAAGGCCAAAAAUUGAGUCCAAAUGGAGCUACAAUUCAAGCACUCAUUCAUGGGGUUUUUCGGUUGUGUCGCCUCAAGUAAGGCAUUUGAGCUUUCAAUGAGAUUUAUUGUAAGAGAGCCUGGAUCCUUGCCAGAAGUUUUGCCAUGUGGGGAGCAAAAUGGGGUAGCUGGUUUAUGAGGAUUACCAUGAGAAGUGGAGGUAUCUCUUUGAAAGAUGAAGUAGCGUUGCAUUCAAAGAUGUUCUGUUGGCUAGAUAGGCUGCCAGGGAUGUCUCAAUUUCACUUGUUUCGGGCCACAUGCUCAUGACAUUUUGGUUGAAAGUUAAAAUGGACUUGGCGUAAAUUCCUGAAGAAAAUAGCUCUGCCACUUUCCGGUUCUAAAUUGCUUGCGGCUCGGACCAAUAUUAUGCUUAUGCUUCUAUGCAUGGAUAAUUUAGGCGGCCAACUAAUUACUAAUUUCCUAACUUUCGAAAUUGAAAAGAAUUACGAUGAUGGUACAAAACCAGAAUACAAUUUUUUAUGUUUGAUUUGUAAUACUCACAGGGAAAUCCUUGUAUAGUAGAAAGUUGGUGACUUGCUCACCAACUGCUCUCUCAUUCUUACUCCACCUCAUCCACCAAAUUUGUGCCUAAGAAAUAGGGCAAACCCCCUGUUGAUUUAUUUUUAUUUUUCCAAAGAAAUUCACCAACCUUAUUUCAUUGCUUUAUUAUAGCUCAUGAAACCUUCCCUUAGUUAUAUGCAUGAGGUGCAUAUAUCACUAUUUGUAAUUCGCUUUAGAACAUUCCAUUUGUGGGACAUUUUAGAUAAAUUAAAAAUUACAAUAAAUUAAUAAUGACGUAUCUAAUGAACUUAUCAAACAACGGUUUAAUUUAUAGUUUAAAAAACUCAUUAAAUUCUUCUAUAGUAUUUUCCUACAGCCAAUAUGGGUAUUGAAUUUAAUUUGAUGGUGUUAAGCAACUAAACCAUACUAUUUUCAAGGUUGGUGACCUUGCUUUAAUUUGGCAUAUAAAAGUAGCCCAUGGUCGGCCCUUGCUCUUAUAUCAGUUAUAUUUUCUAUAAUCUUCAAAAAUGGCAUUAUCAGUCUCCAUUAGAUAUGGCCUGUUGAUUUUAGUAGUAUUUCUUUUCUGGAUCUCUAUGUUUUGCUGCAACUUAGGGAAGGCAUAUGGUGAAGAAGUGCCUCAGAAAGGCACAGGCCUUGCAGGAUAUGAUCCUUUCACUGGUGUAGGCGUUGUAGGAGAUAAGCCUCACACAGGCACAGAUGUGGUAGGAGGAGAUGUGCCUCAAACAGGCACAGGCGUUGUAGAGUAUGAUCCGGCUGGAAUUGUGGCCAAAGCCUUGCUAUGUUUUAAUGAGAAACAUUCUCAGAUUUACAGCAGCUGUGAAGAAGCCUAUCGAUUGACUGAGAGUGGAGAUAUCAAUGUGCCUCAUGAAUAUGUUGAUCAAUAUUGCAAUGGACCAUGCCUCUCAGAGGUCAAUUUGGUGCUCAAUUGCAUAGAAAACAUUAUGACACACUUUGUAUUCUACAAUAAGGCCACCAUACAGGAUAUUAAAGACACAAUCAAGGCAGGAUGCAGCUAUGGCCCUGAAAGAGGUGAUUUCAAUGUGGCAGAGCACCUUCAAGCCCAAGAAAACAGAGCAUACAUGAAUCAAAUCCAGAUUGUCUUUGGACUUGGCUUCAUGAUCACAGGGCACGCUGUAUUGCUUUAAUAUUUAUGCUGACAUAUCAAAUAUUUUGUUUUAAGACAUGGAAGAAUGUAGUUUCUUUUGCCAUUAUUAUGCAACUCUAAAAAGAAAACAAUAAUAAGACUAUAUAUACUUUUAAACUUGA
Molecule: messenger RNA, 2545 nt
Organism: Hevea brasiliensis (rubber tree)
Lineage: Eukaryota; Viridiplantae; Streptophyta; Magnoliopsida; Malpighiales; Euphorbiaceae
Exons: 4
Coding region: 1786-2424 (212 amino acids)
Source: RefSeq, a predicted model, not a curated record